GUUUGCAGUCUGAUGCCAUGUUGUCUUUCCCCAGAGCUCUGACAUCCUCAGCACCAUCGGCUAUGACAGCAUCAUCCAGCAUCUGAACAACGGCCGCAAGAACUGCAAAGAGUUCGAAGACUUCUUAAAAGAAAGGGCAGCGAUCGAAGAGAAAUAUGGCAAAGAUCUGCUCAGCCUCUCCAAGAAGAAGCCAUGUGGACAGUCUGAGAUCAACACCCUGAAGCGGGCCCUUGAAGUCUUCAAACAGCAAGUAGACAAUGUGGCCCAAUGUCACAUUCAGCUUGCACAAACUCUAAGAGAAGAAGCCAGGAAGAUGGAAGAAUUCAGGGAAAAGCAAAAGGUCCAACGGAAAAAGACAGAGCUUGUAAUGGAUGCUGCCCAUAAACAAAGAAACUCACAAUUCAAGAAAACCAUGGAUGCGAAGAAGAACUAUGAGCAGAAAUGCCGGGACAAAGAUGAGGCGGAGCAGGCUGUCCAACGGAGUGCCAACGCUGCAAACCCAAAGCAACAAGAAAAGCUUUUUGUGAAACUGGCAACUUCAAAGACUGCAGUGGAGGACUCAGACAAAGCAUACAUGUCACACAUCAACACAAUGGACAAGAUCCGAGAAGACUGGCAGAGUGAGCACGUCAGGGCCUGUGAGGCGUUUGAAGCUCAGGAAUGUGAACGAAUAAACUUCUUCCGGAAUGCACUGUGGUUGCACGUGAAUCAUCUGUCACAACAGUGUGUCACAAGUGAUGAUAUGUAUGAACAAGUCCGCAAGAGUUUAGAAAUGUGUAGUAUUGAGAAGGACAUUGAGUAUUUUGUGAACCAACGCAAAACCGGACAGACUCCACCAGCACCCAUCUUGUAUGAGAAUUUCUACAGUCCCCAGCGGAAUGCAGCCCCACCGGGAAAGGCUACAGGGCCUAACUUGGCAAGGAGAGGACCGCUCCCAAUUCCUAAAAGUUUACCAGAUGACCCAGACUAUUCUUCUGUUGAUGACUAUACUUUGCUCUAUCAGUAACAUCAAUG
Castor canadensis (American beaver) is the source of this 1014-nucleotide messenger RNA. RefSeq names its product proline-serine-threonine phosphatase interacting protein 2 (gene Pstpip2). Gene Ontology annotation, biological process: actin filament polymerization. Gene Ontology annotation, cellular component: plasma membrane; cytoplasm; actin filament. NCBI's taxonomy places the organism in Eukaryota, Metazoa, Chordata, Mammalia, Rodentia, Castoridae. Gene Ontology annotation, molecular function: actin filament binding. The record is from RefSeq and is a predicted model, not a curated record.